Guillardia theta CCMP2712 is the source of this 627-nucleotide messenger RNA. RefSeq lists its product as hypothetical. The record is from RefSeq and is a predicted model, not a curated record. The coding region runs from base 1 to 627 and encodes 208 amino acids. The transcript has 2 exons. NCBI's taxonomy places the organism in Eukaryota, Cryptophyceae, Pyrenomonadales, Geminigeraceae.
AUGGAGGACCAGCGCGCCACGCAAGAGGAAGAGCAGCGUGCGAGGAUGCUGGUGAGGAGGCAGCGCGAGCAGCGAGAUGGAAGCUCGUCAGGAACCGCCAGCUUGAUCGCCGAGCUGCUGCGAGCGUCGAGAAAGGAUGCCAGUAGGGAGCCCAGGAGCGAGACCAGGAGGGAGGCCAGGAGGGAGUACCAGGAGAAGCUUCAGGCCCUCGACCGGCUGUACACGAGGAUGAAGGGGCACGUGGAUGGGGAGGAUUCAAGCCCGGGGAGAACGUCGGCAGGAGCGGCAAGGGAGGAGGAGAGGAAGGGGAGAGAGCAGGAGGUAGAGAGUAAGGGCCAGAUGAACCAGCAGCUGGUGGUCUACCCUUACUCUAAGAGCAUGGCGCAUGCCUACUCUCCUCCUCCUCCUCCUCAUGCGGCCUCUAGUACAGAUCGUACCCAGGACCUCGCGUCCUCCCCUACAGCCCUAACGUGGCCCAAGGCGAACCCCUCCUGGAUCCCCAAGGGAGCGUACAAGGACAAGACGAUCUACGACGCUGAUUACAGCUGGCCGAGCGAGGAUCAAGUGCUUCAGGGGGACGAGUGGAGGAACAAGGCUGACUGCGGCAUGUUCGGUGCCAACUGCUGA